AUGAGAUACCAUUUUCUUGUAAUUUUGGCUGUGUACAUAGCCUUUGCAAAUGCCACCGAAUUAACUUUUGAAUUGCCCGAUAACGAGAAACAAUGCUUUUACGAGGAGCUAGAGCAAGGAACAAAGUUUGAUAUAGACUUUCAGGUUAUUGCUGGAGGAAACUAUGAUGUUGACUGUUUUGUGACAGAUCCCCUGAAUAAUAUGCUGUAUCAGGAGCGAAAAAAGCAAUAUGACAGCUUUUCCCAUACAACAACCAUGAAGGGAGUGUACACAGUCUGCUUCAGCAAUGAGUUCUCAACAUUCUCUCACAAAAUUGUUUACCUGGACUUCAGAACUGGAGAGGAUGACAGAUUAAUGCCCGACAUGAACAGAGCGACGGCUCUCACACAGAUGGAGUCAGCCUGCCUGUCUAUCCACGAGAUCCUGAAAGUGGUUUCAGAUUCUCAGACUUGGUAUCGUCUUCGGGAGGCUCAGGACCGAAUCAGGGCUGAAGACCUGAAUGAACGCGUGCAUUUUUGGUCCAUUGGGGAGACCAUCAUCCUGUUUGUGGUCUGCAUUGGCCAGGUGCUUAUGCUUAAGAGUUUCUUCAAUGAGAAGAAAGCCACCAGCACAUAGACCUAGUUUUCUAGUUUGCUGCUGCCUUUCCGUUAAUCAGUCAGAUCCCCUUAAAACAACAUUGACUGAUGCCUACAACCAACCAAAAAUUACAUCUGUGUCAAACAAAAUGCCUUAAAUAUUCAAUAAUGUACUAAAAGCUAUGAAAGAGUUCAUUAUCUUGUGUAGUAAUGGAAAUUGACCUGCUGCACUGUUAUGUUACCACAUCUAAAAUGUUUCUUGUUUGUACCAGUGGUGUUUUGUGAAAUUUUUACAUUUCCCACUUUAAGUGUGUGCACUUGUCAACUUUAAAUGCAUAUGUCUUAACAUAUACUUUAUAUAGAAAAGAAAGAAUAGUUUUGGUGGUUUGUGUUUAGGUAAUUAUGAUAAUAUUAUAAUGAAUUUGGACCUCUAGUUUUCUGUUUAGCAAAGCCUUUUUGUUUAUUUCACAUUAAAAAGGGAAAACACCAUGGUGAAUGAUUUAUAUAGAUCUGGCAAAAUAUGAAACGCUUGUUAAAAGUCAUUAUUUUCCAACCCCUUAAUUAUAUAUCCUGUCUAAUGGUAAGUGCCAGCCACACGCACCACUGCCGAUUUUUCCCCAACUCUAAGUUACUUUGGGGAUAUCGAACAAGGGCUUGCACUUUUUUUGGACUAACUGAAACAUCAACUUAAUGUGCAAUUUCUAAAGAUAUUUUAUAAAUGUAUUACACUUUUUUGGAUAUUUGUUACAAACAAAUCUUAUUUUGUAUACCUCAGUCCAGGAUGUUAAAUCGAUUUGUGACGUUUAUUGAUUUAUGAAAUUAAUGCCAUAAAUUGUUGUUUGUAUUCAUGCCUUGUGUUAAUUCACCAAUUAAAAACAGUUUAGAAUUGA
This is a messenger RNA of Carassius auratus (goldfish), 1465 nucleotides long. RefSeq names its product transmembrane p24 trafficking protein 3 (gene tmed3). The transcript has 3 exons. The record is from RefSeq and is a predicted model, not a curated record. The coding region runs from base 1 to 615 and encodes 204 amino acids. NCBI's taxonomy places the organism in Eukaryota, Metazoa, Chordata, Actinopteri, Cypriniformes, Cyprinidae.